AUGGGGAGUGCGGGCGGCCCCGCGCCGCCGCCGCCGCCGCCCCUGGCGCGCAGCCGCUCCUGGCCCGUGCCCGUGGCCGCCGUCGUGCGCCUCGACGCCGCUGGACGCGUCGUCACCACCCCCGCGCCCGUCCUCGCGCGCGCGCCCACCCCCGCGCCGCCGCCGACUGUGGUCACGCCGCCCGCGCCCGCCACCGCCUCCAACGCCUCCUCGUCAAACGCGGCCGCGGGCAACGCCGUCCAGGACCCCGAGUCGUCGCCGCAACCCGUGCCUCUGCAGGACCCGCGCAAGGUGGCAACCCUCACGCGCCACUACUACCCCGAGGGCGGCUGGGGGUGGGUGGUGGUGGCGUGCUGCUGCGCCGUGCACACCCUCAACCACGGCCUGCAGCUCAGUGCUGGCGUGCUGCUGCGCCCCGCCCACGACAAGUUCGCCGCCUCCGCGCUGCUCACAGCUAGUAGUAGUAGUAGUAGUAGUAGUAGUUAG
Messenger RNA from Gryllus bimaculatus (two-spotted cricket), 486 nucleotides. NCBI's taxonomy places the organism in Eukaryota, Metazoa, Arthropoda, Insecta, Orthoptera, Gryllidae. The record is from the annotation of a GenBank genome assembly.